CGUCCCAAAACGCAUGCUCUUUUCCUAAAUACUACCUUCAAAUCUAGUACACCACAGUAUAGCUCCAUAGCUGGAGUAGGACACACUAUAUAGCGACUGAGUGUGUGGUUUGGAACGCACCCUCAAGUGUGAUCACGUGGUCGGGGUUUGAGGCUGUCUGGCUGCUCUGCUGUAAUGUACAGUAUAUCCUUCAGCGGUUUUCAAAGAUGGCGGUGCUCGACGGUACGGAUGGAUGCGAGCACAGGUGUUGCAUGUAAAACGGUGAACUGAAACUUUCGGAUUAAAAAAUAAUAAUAACAGUGAUUUUUGUGACAGUAAUAUUUGUCUACGAUGCCGUCCCCGAAACCCGUCCGAGCAGGCAGCGCGCGCAGUAGCGGUGUUUCUGGAGUCGGCGGCGGUAGCAGCAGCAGCAGCAGCAGCAGCGGGCGGUACGAGUUCAUGUCACUGACCCGGACGCCUCCACUUUCUCCUUCCCCUUCUCCGCACCUCCUCCAAAGGCAGGGCUCGGACCCUACAACAGCGCGGCUCCGUGUCUCUGAGAGCCCGUCUCGGCGGCGCAGGGGCUCCGCUUCCUCUAACGCCUCCACGUCAUCGACCGGCGGCGCGCAGCAGUUACCGGAAGAGGACUGCAUGCACCUCAAUCCGUCCAUCAUCAGCGUGGCGCUCAGCUCUCUGCUCGCCGUAGACUUGUGGCUCUCCAAGCGGCUCGGCGUGUGUGCGUAUGAGGAGGCGUCAUGGGGCAGCGCGCGGCCCCUCAUGAAGCUGGUGGAGGUUUCCGGUCACGGUAUACCGUGGCUCAUCGGCGCCGCGUACUGCCUGUACAAAAGCGACAGCGCCGCGGGUCAGGAGGUCAUGCUGAACCUGCUCAUGGCCUUGGUGUUGGACCUGGUGCUAGUGGGUAUAGUUAAAGCCGUGGUGCGUCGCCGGCGUCCUGCUCAUAACCGCAUGGAUAUGUUUGCCACAUUCUCUGUGGACCGCUACUCCUUCCCAUCAGGCCAUGCCACUCGAGCUGCUAUGUGUGCUCGCUUCCUGCUGGCACACCUGGUUCUUGCCGCUCCACUGCGCGUGCUUGUCAUGCUCUGGGCAGUCAUUGUUGGCCUCUCCCGAGUCCUUCUCGGGCGUCAUAACGUCACAGAUGUGGCUUUUGGCUUAUUAAUGGGCUACUGCCAAUAUAACCUGGUGGAGGCGCUGUGGUUGUCACCAGCUAUGCUGCAAAACAUGGUGGGGCUGGAGUGAAGCCAGAAGGAGACAGUAGAGACAUUGAGAUUGAAGAUACAAAAAGAAAUGUAAAAGACUUGAACUACAGGCACUGUGAUAGUAAUAAUUCCAUAUCAUCACUAAUUUAUUUUUCAUUUUUAUUAUUUUUUUGUGAAUGUGGGUUUAAGAGGAGUGUCCUGGAUCAGGCAAACUGAUCAUGUAAGCUGGGGUAAAAAUUAGCUUAAGUCAUGGUCAGAAAGGACGACCUCUGUCUUCCCCACACCGAUGCUGCUGUGCCACUGUGUAAUUACUGUGUUCACAAUCACUUUCAUAAUCAUAAAUCUCUUUAAAAAUCACUUUAAAACUCCUCGAAAGCAACGUAAAUUUAACAAGUGUAUCACAUUAGUAACAGUAUUACCUGGAACACUAGAAAUGGAAACAAAAUCUUCUCCUUCCAGAUGUUUUUCUGUACUUUCAGAAAAUCAAUGUUGGAGAAAAAAUCCCCAAUAUUUUUUUGUGUAUGGGUAAUAUAAUGGGUUAAUGUUCAUAUUAAUCAUUAAGGUGUAAUCAGUUGCUUUUUCAAUACUUAAUUUCUCUGAGUGGCUGGCAAUACACGAUACAGACCUUGCAAGGUUCUGUUACAAUACUAUGUCAUUCCUCACAGGCAUGAAGCUCAGAUGCAUGUUUUCUGUCAGUAAACAUGACAUUGUUUACAGCUGUGAUACUAAAUACAUCAGUGGAUUGGAUUGGAAACUAUGGACUGAAAAGAGUUUCUGUACCCUGCUGAAUCUGUGCAUCCCUAAUAUAAGCAUGUAGAUUAUGGUGAACCUCACCACUUUUUUUAUUGUCAUAAUGCAGUCGUUGUGUGCGGUCAUGUUUUUCGUCUCUUUACUGAAGGAUUUUGGGUAAUGCACUAUUUUUUCUAAUCACAUGAUGUUUGUUCUUUAUUCUUACAUUUUAGACUACCAUGAUUUGUGAAGCAGAUUAUUAUAUUAAAUGUACUUAAUUUCUGUUCUUUUAUCGAAAUGGAUGUGUUGUAUAUUGUGAUGUUUCUUUACAUUGGAAUUAUAUUCACUGCCCAAUUUAGUAAGAACACCUGUACACCCCACCCGCAUGCGGUUGCAUGCAAAUUCUUGCAGUUAUCCAGUAAGAUAAAUGUGUGGCAACAAUGCAUAACGUCAUGCAGCUACAGGCCCAAAAAUUACCCAAAGGUGUGAACAAAAAACUUACAUUAUAUGGCAGUUCUGUCACUUGUUGAUGCGAGAGGUCAGACUGGUUCUAACUGACAGGAAGACUACAGUAACUCAAAUAACCACUCUUUCAGCCGUGGUGAGCAGAAAAGCAUAUCAGAAUGCACAAUAUGCCAGACCUUGAGGAGCUACAUUUGAUCACAUUUUCCUCCAUUCUGAAGCUCUUGACCUCUAUCUGCUUGAUGUUAUGGAUUGCACUGCUGACACGUCAUGGUCAGAUUGAAUAAUUGCAUGAAUAAGCAGGCGUACAGAUGUUCCUAUUAAACUUCUAUACCAUUCUAUGGUUUUAUGGUUACAUGCAGUGUUUUCAUGUUACAAGUGUCCUUCACUAUCACUGGCAGUGUAAUCACUGAUUUAUACUACUCUUAAUUCAGUAUGCAUGAAAAACAGAAAUGUACACAACCAGGAUUUUUAUUUGAUUCCUCCAUAGGCAAUUUAGUAGUUAUGCUGUAGCCAACAGAAAUGUCUGUUUUAAGCAGGUGCUGUAUGUGUUACAGUUAGUUAUGUUGUUCUACCACAGCAAUGAUUUAUAAGAGGAGUUCAGUAGCACCCAAAAGCAAUGAACAUAGAAGAGGUAUUUCCUUAUAAAGGAACGAUAUAACCAGAUAUGUUACUCAGUUUCUCAUCAUCGUGUCUUAUUUCCCUAAUUUUUUUCAUUCUAUUUUCAAUCUCUCUUCAUCUACAUUUUGUGCUUUUCAGUUGCACCUGUAGCACUCUUCUACUGAUAAGAUAACUUAUAAGAUGCUGGAGUUAACUGAUUUACAGAUGUACUCUCAAUGUAGUCCUCAACACUAACAAGUGUAUUAUUCUAACUAGGUUACCUUAUGAGAGGUAAUGCAUUGCUUACUGUGAUGUUGCAUGCCAUACCACUGGUAGAAAACCAGUCUUGUUACUGUUUGUGUGGUGCUUUUGACUGUUGUAAUUUUUCUGGCAAUAACAGAUGUUUUCAUCACUCAGUGCAUCCUCGGGUCUGCAGCAUUAGAGAACGAGGAACAUAGGCUCACCAAAGGCACUUUGUCUUCUAUGAACUGCAAUAUUUUUUCCAGUUGGGUUUGUUUACCAGGGACCAUCUUUGUGGAGUGCAAGGCUGGGCAGUGAAGGUUCAUGGCCUGUAUUCACACCUAUCUGGUUCACACUGGUUCAAUUUCUGUAGCUGUGACCAGUUCAGUCUGUGAUCUCAGGUCUGCCUUCUGGUCCCUGUGAUGCUUCAUGCUAUGCCUUCAUCUCCAGUGACUUUACCAGCUAUUCACAAAAAUAACAUAAAUUAUAAAUAUCUAAACACAGGUGCAUCAAAAAAAAAAAAGUAAUAUCGUGGAAUUUUUUUCCAUAAUUUAAUUCAAAAAGUGGAACUUUCAUAUAAUCUAGAUAUAUUACACAUAAAGUGAAAUAUUUCAAGCCUUUUUUUUUUAAUCUUGAUGAUUACGGAUUACAGCUCAUGGAAAUCAAAAAUUCAGUAUCUCAAAAUAUUAGAAUAAAGAAUUUAUAAUACAGAAAUGUCAACCUUCUGAAAAGUAUGUUAAUUUAUGCUCUCAGUACUUUGUCGGGGCUUUAAUCCUUUUGCAUGAAUUACUGCAUCAAUGCGGCGUGGCAUGGAGGCGAUCAGCCUGUGGCACUGCUGAGGUGUUCUGGAAGCCCAGGUUGCUUUGUUUGCGGCCUUCAGCUUGUCUGUAUAGUUUGGUCUGGUGUCUCUCAGAUUCUCUAUGGGGUUCAGGUCAGGCAAGUCGACUGGCCAACCAAGCACAGUAAUACCAUGCUCAGCAAACCAGUUGCUAGUAGUUUUGGCACUGUGGGCAGGUGCCAAGUCCUGCUGGAAAAGGAAAUCAGCAUCUCCAUAAAGCUGGUCUUUAAUCUUCCCCAUGAUUGUGCUUGUGUGUACUGAACCAGACUGAGAGAUUAAAGACUCAGAAAACCUUUGCAGGUGUUUUGAGUUAAUUAGCUGAUUAGAGCUCUUCUCAGGUCGACAUUUCUCUAUUAUAAAUUCUUUAUUCUAAUAUUUUGAGAUACUGGAUUUUUGAUUUCCAUGAGCUGUACGCUGAAAUCAAGAUUUAAAAAAAAAAAAUUAAAAAGGCUUGAAAGAUUUCACUUUAUGUGUAAUGAAUCUAGAACAUAUGAAAGUUCCAAUUUUUGAAUUAAAUGAUGGAAGAAAUUAACUUUUCCACGAUAUAUAUAUAUUUUUUUUUAGAUUUACCUGUAUAUACUGUUGAUGGUUAUAUAAUGUCAAAUCUAAUUUAAAGUCUGUGUUUAAAAAAAUAUGCUGCAAAAAAACGAAAGUUAUAAAAGUAAUAUCUUACUGUAUGAGUGUGGUGGUUAUACAUGUGAUGAAUUGUGCUGUUAUUGUAUUUUCUAAAAUAAAUACAGAAAUUGCUGCAA
Ictalurus punctatus (channel catfish) is the source of this 4817-nucleotide messenger RNA. It is a transcript of the gene plpp6, whose product is annotated as phospholipid phosphatase 6. The transcript is spliced from 2 exons. The record is from RefSeq and is a predicted model, not a curated record. NCBI's taxonomy places the organism in Eukaryota, Metazoa, Chordata, Actinopteri, Siluriformes, Ictaluridae. Gene Ontology annotation, molecular function: sphingosine-1-phosphate phosphatase activity. Bases 331 to 1236 code for a protein of 301 amino acids.